AUGGAGGAGGAGCUGUACCAGACGUAUAGAGCCGACUGCCUCGCUCUCCAGGUCGCCAUUGCGAAGGCCAAGCAGGGAGCGUGGGAGGAGUGGCUCCAAACGCUGGAGGAGGACCCGUGGGGCAGGCCGUACCGAGCGGUGCGGAAGAAGCUUCGACCCUGGGCUCCACCGAUAACAACUACGAUGGAGCCACAGUUGGCAGAGGAGGUCGUCGGGGCUCUCUUUCCGCACCGGGUAGGGUCUGCCUUGCCGGCGGAGGAGGAAGGAGAGGCGGUCAACGAUGAGGUGGAGCCGGUGUCCGAGCAGGAGGUGACGGGCUCCGCCUCAAGAAGACCGCCCCCGGGAUGGACGGUGUGCCUGGUCGGCUGCCUUAAGAAGGGCCGGUUCCCCAGCUCGUGGAAGGAAGGUAGGCUCGUCCUUCUGAAGAAAGACGACCGCCCGCCCGACCAGGCAUCGGCGUACCGGCCGAUUGUGUUGCUCGGCGAGCCGAGUAAACUCUUCGAGCGCGUGCUCGUUGCUCGUCUCGCCGAGCACAUACAUCUGUGCGACGCGCAGUUCGGAUUCCGCUGUGGCCGGUCGACCAUCGACGCGGUGUCCCGACUCAAGGGCCUAGCCGAGGAGGUAGUCGCCCAGGGCGGCGUGUUGGUGGCUGUGUCGUUGGAUAUUUCAAACGCCUUCAACACGCUGCCCUGGACGGCGGUGAUGGAGGCACUGCAGCACUUCCGUGUUCCGGGUCACCUGUAA
This is a messenger RNA of Papilio machaon (common yellow swallowtail), 744 nucleotides long. RefSeq lists its product as uncharacterized. The transcript is spliced from 2 exons. Lineage: Eukaryota; Metazoa; Arthropoda; Insecta; Lepidoptera; Papilionidae. The coding region runs from base 1 to 744 and encodes 247 amino acids. The record is from RefSeq and is a predicted model, not a curated record.